AGAAAAGAAAUGUGACAGCCUGUGCAAAAUUACACUCCCGCUGCGGUUUGUAUCUCCCUUCUGCGACUUGCCCGAGUCCUUAAAUUCCCUUUGGCACCUUAGCAGGGCUGUUGAGGUACUUUGCACUUUGUUUCCUAAGUGAAUUAAGUGCUUUUCUUUCUUUGUGUAUUGAGUUGCUAUUGAAUUGCUUCCCAUAUUUUUAUUUCAUACAAACUGAACAAUUGUGGCCCCUCUAUUUUAUUUAUAAAGGUUCAGUGUAUCUUUGCCUGCCUACAUCAAUCUGCAAGGGAGUUGCAGAAAAGCCUCAUGUUCAUCGAGCCGUGAGUCACAACCAAUUUUUAAAGCUGUUAUAACAAAAAAAAAAAAGUGUUUGCUUUUUUUUUCACAAGUAACUUUUAAAGUGUAGCUUAGAAAGAAAAAAAAAAAAGAAAUUAAAAAAAAAAACAUUUUCAAUAGACACAACAUUAUUCCUGGAUGCUUGCGAAUCCUAAACUAUAUUCAUACUUUAGUAUUACACAUACCUGUGUCAUAUACACAGAUGAGCUUUAAAAUUGUCACAUAGCAUUACCACUUUGCCUUUACUUUUAUGUAUCAUUCCCCUGACUUCCUUACUGCAGGUGUGGGCAAGAAAACUUUUCCUUUAAAACUUUUCAACAGUGGGCAUAAAAUUCUGCAGCUGAGGUCUUGAAGAAUGCAGAUGGGUAUUGUAUAUGUUGGAGCUCGCAGUGUGUAUUGACUAACUUUGUUUCUUUUUUUAUUUUUAUAUUUUUUUGCUUUUUCUGAUAUUGUCUUGUUUAUAAGUGGCUCCUGAGUGUAAAAUGUCUUCUGAGGGUGGGACGUGGGAGGGAAGCAAAGCUUCGUGUUCCAGGCCGAGACCUACAAGAUCCAUCUUUGCACGGCCUUGGAAAGCACGCGUACUGCCUGUUUGGUUUUCAAACCCAAUGGACCGAUGUCGUAAUUAUCAGAUGAGCAAAUAGCAAGUGCCUAUAAAAACUGUUCAGCACAGCCCUCUUUUGUCAUUCAUAACCCUCCAACAGCAUGGGUUUUGGUAUCUCCUGCCCCUUCCUCGCAGUAAAAAAAGGGUUAAAAAAAGAAAAGAAAAGAGGAAAAGAAAAAACCAAAAGGUUUUGGCUGUGAGCCAGAUUGUCUGUCUCCUUUUUUUCUCUUCUGGCUGUGCUGUCUCUUUAUAUGGAUGACAGGCCUUGGACGUUACUUGGCUCGCCAACACUGUGUUUAACAUGGUGUACUGGAUGAAUAAAUGCUAAAAUAGUGUUUGUUGCCAGUUAUAAGUGUUCCAGAAUAUCCUGUUACCCUCUAAGCUUUUUUUUUUUGAGUAAUUUUGGGGAGCAGGAACACCAAGUAUUUUAAUCUGCAUAUUGAGGCAAAAUGAUCGUACCAACAUCUUUGUUCUCUUAUCGGUAUUCUAAUGUCUCCUUAUUUAAAACCACAAAUGAAUUUCAGGAGAUGAAACCAGACAAAGGGUGAAGUUUACAGACGAUCGUGUUUGCAAGAGCCAUCUUCUGGAUUGCUGUCCUCAUGAUAUCCUGGCCGGAACAAUGCUCCAAGCCUUCUGGUGCUGGUUAUGUUACAUCCUUCCCCCGAAGGCGUUGUUACUGCUGCAUCCUUCACGUGUGCAGAUAUUCCUUAGUGGGAGGCUGAUUGGAGGCGAGCAGGAAGCCGGAUCCCUUGGGUAGCUGUGCUCGGUGAAAUGUGAUGGAGUCCCAUUCCCUGACCUUCAGAUGCAGGCCACGGGUGUUGACUGGAGCGAGUCACGAUCACUGCUGGGAAAAGGGUGAGUAUUUGAUGAGAGGCCUCCCUGAGACGAGAGGAUUCUUUGAGACAGAAGGGCUAGUGGUUUUACCUGACGUGAGCAAUACCUGGGAAAAUCUCCAUGCGCCUGGACCAUCUCCAAGGACGUGGAGGAAGACUUGAGGUUGGUAUGCUGGUGAGACCUGAACGUUCUCCCCCAGAGGAAGAGGUUGAGGGGGUCAUUGCCUUUUAACAAACAGAGAGAGGAAUUCAGAGCACGCUGGAGGCUCUUCUGAAGUUUUGGGUCACAGCCCGUUCUCUAAAGUGGAGCUAGGGGCUCAGCUUGCCAGAGGAGUUCAGAUAAGAAUAGUUAUGAUCUGUGACAAUCACAUCUAAUAUUGCUAUUUUCUCCCUAUAUUGGAAAGGGAUCUCAGUAGAAUAACUGUAAGAAUAAAAGAUUUAAGUCCCAUUGUGGAAAGUUAUUUUUGUGGUAAAAUAACAGUAGCUCGCUAGCAUUCUUUGAAGAGGCUUAACCCGAAGAUGAACACGAUUAAGCUUUGAAAGUACCAGAAUGCUUUUUUUUUUUUUUUGGUAGGCAUUAAAUUUCUAUCAUUAGAGAGCUCAGCAGGACUGUUCCCGGAUGCGGUGUCUGUUUCUGUGGCCUGCUGCCCGUGGCCUCCUGUUUCUGGUAAAUCUGAGCAAAAUUAGGAAGGCUAAAUCGUGGCAAGUCAUCUGGAUUUGUUUUCUUCGUUUAAAAAAAGAAAAGCUCCUGAGGCAGUGCAUUACUAGGCCUCCUCCUGGCACAGAUGUGCUUUUCCAGCGAAUGGACCUGGGAGAAUGUACGAAGAUCCAUGACUUGGCACUGCGAGCAGAUUAUGAGAUUGCAAGUAAAGAGAGAGACCUGUUUUUUGAGCUGGAUGCGAUGGAUCACCUGGAAUCCUUCAUCGCAGAGUGUGACAGGAGAACAGAACUGGCCAAGAAACGCCUGGCUGAGACACAGGAAGAGAUCAGUGCUGAAGUGUCUGCAAAGGCAGAGAAAGUACAUGAACUGAAUGAAGACAUUGGAAAACUCCUAGCUAAAGCUGAACAGCUGGGAGCUGAAGGAAAUGUUGACGAGUCUCAAAAGAUCCUGAUGGAAGUGGAGAAAGUCCGAGCAAAAAAGAAAGAGGCAGAGGAAGAAUACCGAAAUUCAAUGCCUGCAUCCAGUUUCCAGCAGCAGAAGCUGCGAGUGUGUGAAGUCUGCUCAGCAUAUCUGGGGCUCCAUGACAACGACCGGCGUCUUGCUGACCACUUUGGAGGCAAAUUACACUUGGGUUUCAUUCAGAUUCGUGAGAAACUGGAUCAGCUGAGGAAAACAGUGGCAGAAAAGCAAGAGAAGAGAAACCAGGACCGUUUGAGACGGAGAGAGGAGAGAGAGCGAGAGGAGAGAAUGGGCAGACGGUCUGGAUCAAGAAAUAGAGAUCGUCGAAGAUCACGGUCUCGGGACAGGAGGCGGAGACGCUCGAGAUCGGCUUCCCGUGAGCGGCGGAAGUCUCGCUCCCGCUCCCGAGACCGACACAGACGCCACCGGAGCCGCUCCCGCAGCCACAGCAGGGGUCACCGACGGGGGUCCAGAGACAGGAGUUCAAAACACAAAAAAGAAGUUUGGACAAUUAGGAAGUGAGGAAGACCCUGUAAUAACUAUUACUAAAGAGCAGAUCUUCUAGAGAUCGAUCUUCAAGAGAAAAGUCACGAGACAGAGAGAGAAAAGAGAAGAGCUCUUCUGAGAGGCGGCACGAGAGCACAAAUGGCAAAUCUCGUUCCAAGAGAUCAGAAGAGAGAGAAGCUGGCGAGAUCUGAACUCAAAACCGAUCUGUGUUGCACUGUAAAUAGUCUGAUAAACAUUCUACACAAAAGCCUAAAUUUCCCAUUUAUAUUUACUGAAAUACGA
Molecule: messenger RNA, 3679 nt
Organism: Calidris pugnax (ruff)
Lineage: Eukaryota; Metazoa; Chordata; Aves; Charadriiformes; Scolopacidae
Gene: LUC7L
Product: LUC7-like
Exons: 13
Coding region: 2390-3412 (340 amino acids)
Biological process (GO): mRNA splice site recognition
Cellular component (GO): U2-type prespliceosome; U1 snRNP
Molecular function (GO): mRNA binding
Source: RefSeq, a predicted model, not a curated record